AUGCAUUUCAAUAACGUACCUCAGCAAGUAAUUCGUGAACUGAGGUCUUUCGACGACUUCGGGUUACUUUCUGCUCAGAUCAUGAAGACCGAUUUUACACAAACACAAUCUAGUGCCGCACCUUUCAUGGAUAAGCUGUUAAGUUAUGAAGUUCCAUCUAUAAGCAAUUCUGCUGCUAUUCCCACAACUGCGGAUCCGUCGGAGCUGGGUGGAUCAUCCGAAAAUAGUGAUAUUGAACAACUAGAAGAACUAAUUGAUCAAGGGUACGACGUCUCUGCUGUGCUACGUGACUUGUCAUCAGUUGAAGUACAAGGAGAGAUCUGCGCAGUAGCGCCUGAUACGGUUACGAAACCAGUGGUGAAGGGAAAAUCGAACCAACAGAUUGAACAACUCAAGAGCCCUUCUUUAAUAGAAAAAACAGUUAGUAGCGACUCAGUUCACCAUGAAGAUGCUCUUCCCUCUUCCUCGGAACACUUCAAAACCCAUCGUUUCGACCCUGAUGUUCACCGUGAAUUUAGAGCAUCUGCCGAUGAGAUUAUUGCCGCCGUUCAUAAUCAGGAUCUGGCAUCUCUACGAUCCAUCUUAACAGAGAGAAAAUGGCCGGACCACCGCAGCAUUGGCGCCUAUUUGGAUCAACUUUUUGAGCUUGUUAUACGUGACAGUUAUGACACCGACGAAGCUGUCAUGUUCCUCCAGGACUUUGCCGUGUGUAAUCGUCGGGGUUUCCUCCACGAUGUGAACGGUGUCCGACUAGCUUUGCGUGUUGCUCGUGAUAGUGGAUCGGUGGAGUCGGCCUCAGAGAUGUUGCGGGUCUUUCGCAACAUGUUCCUUGUCAAGUCGCCUGUGAAUUCAAAGUCGUCUCCCAUCAACACUGGUUUUGGAGGAAUUCUACUCAGCGUUAUGCCAUAUCGGUUAGCACAUAAUUCCUUUGUUAUUCUUCUCACACUUUAUUUUUUAGAACUUCUCUAUUCAGGUUCCCCAGAGCAAGUGGAAAACGUUCAUAAGAUCAUGGUUUCAUUAGGAUUCGACAGGAACUCGAAUAUAUUCCUACGUUGCGUCACAAAAUCCUUAAUAGAGAUGAGGAAAAUACCAGCCACUUUUCCCUUCCAGAUAGCUGCUGAAGCAUUGUUGCCAGCAGGACCAUCCUUUUGCUGUCAUUUCGAGUCUAGUUAUUUCGCUAGUUCAAAUGAAACAUCUCGACGCUGCGAAGGCGGUGCUUGUCAAGGUAGCAGUUCCUGGAAGGUUUUUCAAGAAGCCGCUUUCCUGCAUUGCUCGUUGCGAGCUGCGAACCCGUCAGGUUCACACCGGUCAUCAAUGGACUGGGUGCCGCAUGAAAUAAGGCUUCGCGCUGAAAAAACGAAAAAAUUCGGCGGUUUGAAUUCGUUGGAAAUCAUGGAGAACUUUGCUGAUUUGGUCACACAAUGCAUGUUUUCUGAAAAGCGAAAAGUAAAGGAAGAAAAAACGGUUGUAGAAGAUGCGUCUGUUUUAUCCCCUGAGCUGUUGUCGGCCUUGGAUUCGUUUUAUGGUGUGGGACGUCCAAAGCAACAGAAAUUCAAUCGCGAUGACUCGAAGCGUAAAUUGCAUCGUGUCAACGAUGAACAGCUCUUCGAACUCUCUCAAUUCAUGCAAUUACUGUGGUUAGAAUGUGCAGGUUACGUCAUGUGCGAAGUAUGGCAGUGGCAGCAUCACAGCCGUCUGGGAGACAACCGCGUGUCCCAUUUGCAAGGGAUAACAAUCGUGGUGUCAGGAAACAUAGAAUGGCGAGGAGUGGUCUACAGCGAAACUCCUGAAAAGGUUGCUAAGCUCUUCGCUAAUCCUAAAGAAGAUCUUACACUGUUGUCGGAUCGUCAGUUAUCUGUUCUACUAUCCACUUUCGGCAAUGGAUGUGAAUCUGUUAGUAGCUUGCGAAGAGCUGCUUUCAUGAGUCAAGCGCUUCAAGCUCUGCGUGAAAGAGGAGUCGUCCUUGGUCCCCUUGCAAGAAACGCCAUUCUUUCCGCUCGAAUUGACAACGCGGAACAAGUAAGUGUAGUGGAGGAACUCAAAGACUGGGAGGCUGCAGGCCUAUCACCGGAUACUGAAACGGAUAUAAUCAAUCAUAUGAAGACAAAUGGUUUCGCAGUUUCUGAAACCGUACUGGAAUCUCUUAUCUAUUCUUUAAGCAAAGGAGGUCAUUAUAAGCAGGCCGAAACUUUUGUUCAGAAGUUUAUUGCAUCUGCGAACGAGGUUGUCCUUCGAACUGCGAUAGCUCGAGCAGCAGUGUCUCGUGGUGAUUUCUCUGUAGUUUUUAACACAAUCGCGGCAAUUCCAAAUAUCUAA
Molecule: messenger RNA, 2316 nt
Organism: Ostertagia ostertagi
Lineage: Eukaryota; Metazoa; Nematoda; Chromadorea; Rhabditida; Trichostrongylidae
Source: the annotation of a GenBank genome assembly